Molecule: messenger RNA, 1187 nt
Organism: Heterotrigona itama
Lineage: Eukaryota; Metazoa; Arthropoda; Insecta; Hymenoptera; Apidae
Source: the annotation of a GenBank genome assembly
GUCGUCAGCCCCGUGAAAAAGGGGUCGAGGCCUGCGAGCAGCUUAAAAGCUCGGUCACAAUAGGUUGCCUGCAAAGCUCUGGUUCCAGGGGGUCGGAGGCGGAGGAGGGUGGCGUCGUCGGCGGUGGCGGAGGAAGUGGCACGAGCAUGUGCUGCGUCCUUCAAGGUGCCGAGAGGGUGUUCCCCUCGAACGGGGGGAAGCACGGGGCGGGCACGGGCGGCAACAGGGGUGCGGGCACCUCGGUUGGUACCCAGGACCUACCCCUCGAGUCACUCUGGGCGGCUGGUCUCGACGAGGGUAUGGGAUUCCCUCAGAGAUGUUCCUAUGCCAAUCAUCACUCCACUCUCGCGAAUACUGCCAUAAGCCACGCGUCCACCAACCCCGAGGAUCUCUGGAAGGAGAGGAAUCUCUCUUACAGAACACCGACAACUUCCACCGGGAUCGACUCGUCGAUCACGGACGAGAUAUGGACAUCCGCGAACGAGGCGAAGUUUUUUCGCACCUCGACCACGUCGACCGGUAUCGGAUCGUCGUUGAACCUGCACGAGAACAAUCGCUCGCUGGAGUCACGUGACGGCGACUUCUACUCCACGGACAUCGAGGACUCCAAGGACACCUAUCGAAGAGUCUUUCCCAACACACCGACCACUUCGGGCCUUGGCUCCUCGUCGGAUCGGCAAUCCGUGGAAACACAACGGGGAUCGAAGGAUCUGCCGGAUCAUCUGUGGGCAGCGGCCAUGGAGGAUGGUUUCUCGAGGUUCAACGCCAUGAAGUCGCUGCAGACGAUCACUCGACAGCCACGGCCGAACCACGACUGGGUGAAGACCGAGAGGAUCUCGAGGUUCACGAAGCAUCGGACCAUCAGCCAGUCGCCGCACAGAGAGGAAGAGAUAUGGACGUCGAAGGUGAACGAGAACAACGUGUCCGGCUAUGGGACCGAGAGGAUCAACGGGCCGCACAAGUGUCACCAUCAGACGAGGCGAAGCUUCUCCACGUCGAUCGUGGCCGAUUUGGCCGUCACACCCGACGGGUCGCAGCAGAGCCUCGGCAGCGGCGAGUUUCUGAAAUUGCUCCGAACUGUUAAGUGCGAAGCAAUUUUCGCCUGCUGCGUGUCCGAGACAAUUGUCACGGACGAAGGCCAGGCCUGGGAGCGUUCGUUUCAACCGUGCGAAGGACGAAGAUUUUAA